Messenger RNA from Cladophialophora immunda, 3555 nucleotides. RefSeq lists its product as uncharacterized. The coding region runs from base 1 to 3555 and encodes 1184 amino acids. Lineage: Eukaryota; Fungi; Ascomycota; Eurotiomycetes; Chaetothyriales; Herpotrichiellaceae. The record is from RefSeq and is a predicted model, not a curated record. The transcript has 2 exons.
AUGUGUUCCUUCUUAUCCUUCUCCAGCUUGAUGCUGCUGAUCUUUCUCUUUCUCUCCUCCCUACAACCCGCUGCAACUCAUCCUCAUGGCUUCAAUGAUUCCCACCUAGGUCUCGCAGGUCGAGAUGGGCCAGCUCAGACAACCAAGUAUCCUAUCCCAGCCAAGGCGAGAAUCAGCUCUGUCUACGCAAAUUCAGCCACUCCUUGUUCUGGCGCCCAUUGCACUGUUGCCACUCCUCUCCCCGGAAGCCUACCUUGUAACGCUGUAAAUGGGUCAACCUUUCUCGACGUCGUUCCCGACGGCACCAAGUACACGCUGAUCUGCGAUGUGGACUUCCCUGCUCAAAACAUCUACCCCUUCGUUCUGGCUGGUUCCUUCGACGCGUGUUUGGCACAGUGCGAGGCCUACAAUAUGAAGAAUCUGACCGACAUCCACUGCGCCGGGUUUGUCUUUGCACCGGACCGCAUCAAUGACGCAGACGACUGCUACUUGAAGUCCUCCUUGGACAAUCCGAGCUCAGCAACAAUCCACAUCGUGGGUGCGACAGUCAUUCCUUCGGCUUCUGGUUGCUCUUCGCCAACAGCGUCCCCUGCUUUUCUGACUCCUCGUUCCAACCUCGACGGCUCCACGCCCUCGCUUCGUGUAGGAGACUUCAAAAUGCUCGGUAGCUCCACAAACAAGCCUACAACUCAAUACGUGAGCCAUGUGCCCGCCAGCCCACAGAAGCUCGCGAGCAGCCUCUUGGUCCCUGGAAUUAACACCGACCUCAUCACACAAUACCCAAUAGCUGACGAUACGGGUUCAUGGACCUCAAGCCAGUUGCAGGUCGAUGCAACGUUGGCCAACAUGAAGGUUGUACCCCAUAUGUCUCGUGAUGGUGGAAAAGGAGGCGUUAUCAAUGGGACUCACCUUUUUAUCUUCUGUGACACCGCCAGUUUCCAGAUCGAUCAGACCUCAGGCACCAGCCAGAUGGUGGGCUUUGUGUCCAGCUCCGUAGCCACAGACGACGGAAUGAAAGCUUUGUAUGGCCAGUCACUUGAUCUUGUGGACAACGUUGGCGAGUGGCAGGACGACGUUGGCAGAAUGCGAGGGUUUGCUCCGAUGACGACCGGAGAAGAAUCAUUCAACAUUGAUCUGUCAGGGAAUGGUUAUCGCUAUGCGGUCUGGCCUGAAUCUUCCCUGAUACCGCUCAACGCAAGUCAUGCUUUGCUUUAUCCGGCACUGGUGUAUGAUGUUGUGGAUAUGAAAACACAGGCAGCAGUCUUCAACAAUGUUGGCAACUCCAUUCUUGUCGUCUCUGUGGAUCCAACAUAUGGUCCAUCCGCCGACCGUAUUGUUCGACAGCUCUACAAUCAACACCAGGUCGCGUUCGGGACUUUGGGUGGCAUCCGUUCUUGGGGUUCCUCUGGGACAAGCGGCAAUGACGGCCACAUCUAUCUCUUUGGAAAAGGCGACAAUGGUGUCCUAGUCGCGAGGACAAAUCCAACUGGAUACACCGACUUGUCAAGCUAUGACUACUGGAACGGCAGUUCCUGGUCCAAAGAUCUACCCUCGUCGAACUCAAACGCUGUUAUGCUCGAUGUCUUGGUCCAAGAUCUCGAUGUCAUCUAUGUCCCCGCCUUGCGAAGUUUCGUCAUGGUUUACCUCAACACUCUGGCUGACGAUACCUUCUAUUACCGAUAUUUGGACCUCGAUUUGAACGCGGACGAUAAGGACUUCGACGUUGAGAAUAUCGUCAAGGCCAAGUGGUCUGACGAGCAAGUCCUAGCCAAAGUCGAUGCUCCUGCCCAGGGCUAUAUCUACGCUGGCGGCGUGCAUGCAGGAUACUUCGGCGCAGACGACGUGGCCAAUGGAGGAUGGAAAAUGCUGAUUACUUGGACUGAACAUACAGGCAAAGACGCCGCGUCUCCGGACUCAGGCUAUGCACACAAAUCUGCGGGCAGCCUUCGUCACGAAUUCCUCAACCCUACUUUAAAAUUCUCAGCCCUGUCAUACGAGUGGGGCAGCCUCGAGCCAGGACUGUGUGAGAUCUACAUUGAUGACAUGCGAUACCACGUUCACCACAAUCUCCAUCGUUUUUUGACGACUCUCCUCAAUAUCAAUCCUGCAGAUGGGUACAAGAACCUCUGGGUCGAUGCCAUUUGCAUUGACCAGCAGGAGACUACAGAGAAAAACCAUCAAGUGCAGCAGAUGAAGAAAAUAUAUCAGACGGCUGCCAAUGUUUUGGUCUGGCUGGGGCCUUCAGCUAAUGGAAGUGAUGAGCUGUUUGAUUUUCUGCAAGAUAUGUGCAUUCCAAACUCAGCGGAAGAUGCUCUCCGGUCCGUCUCACAGUUGACCUGGGAGGAAUGGAAACCCUAUCAAAACAAAGUGUUUCAAGCCAAAAUUGCUGUGUGGAAAGCCUGUGAGGCAUUAUGCAAGCGCACUUACUGGACCAGGACGUGGAUCCUCCAGGAGAUAUUACUUGCAAAGCAGCCAUUGCUUUUCUGCGGCAACAAAACGGUUCCCUGGCAAGCAUGGGCCUUCGUACUGGAUACGCUCGACAAAAAUCCGGUUCGUUUUAUUGCGCAAUGGGCACCAGACAUUUGGGGAUCGCCCGCCAUGUCUCUUUCCCAACAAUGGUUCGCAUCGAUUGAGCAAGGCCAACCAGAGAAUCUAUUCCGGCUGAUUCAGGCAUUCAGACAGUGUAGAUGUUCCGUUCUUCAUGACAAAGUUUACGGCGUCCUUGGACUGCUCCCAGGCGAAUCUACAAUACUUGUUGACUACCGCCGUGAGAUUGAGGACUUGUUCCUUGAUCUGUUAGAAGCGAUGGCUCCUGACACCCUCAUCUCAGAUAUUGGAGGAGUACGAGAAUUGUUGGACAUCAACUUAUCCUCCGCCCAACUGGCUUUGGAUUGUGUAUACGUCGGAAACUGCCCGAUUAUCCAAUGUUCCACUGCGUCAAAAAUCGAUGCGACGACACGAGGCGCCAAGAUGGCUGGAAUCAUUUCGUCCGGAGAAUACUCGAGACAUUCUCGGUGGCGUGAUCAGCUGAAAUGUCAACCACUAAACUGGAGAGUCAAGAGUCCCUACAAGAUACCGGACCAGUCGGACAUCGACGCGGUGUCAGAAGAAUUGGACCUCUAUACCAAACGGAAAGGCUACAGCAAGCGGUUCCUCAAGAUCAAUCUCUUGACGCAUGCACGCAACGGGAUGGUGAUGAAAUGCAAGCGCCCCAGAUGUCAUGCCAAGCUCAACACAGAUGCUCUUGGGGCAAAACUCUUCAAAGUGCUCUCAGCCUUAUCCUACCGGGACCAAGUCCGAGAUCUCGAAGAUAAUUCGGCAGCGUUGCUCUUUCGCGAGCUUGCCAGGAAGGAGACAUAUUUCGGAACACUAGUCGAGGUGAGGGAAACUUCGAAAAUGCUCUUGUUUUACGAUCCCGUGACCGUGGAAGAAAUAGAAACCGCAGGUUCUGUACAAGGACGGCUGGCGAGAACCUUCAAUUUGCUAGCUCAUCAACACUCGAGCCUCUCGUCGGAUUCAGUCUCUCCUCUUGCCGAAUGCAGGACAAAUUUCUAG